Pantherophis guttatus is the source of this 4989-nucleotide messenger RNA. It is a transcript of the gene FSCN1, whose product is annotated as fascin actin-bundling protein 1. The record is from RefSeq and is a predicted model, not a curated record. Gene Ontology annotation, molecular function: protein-macromolecule adaptor activity; actin filament binding. Gene Ontology annotation, cellular component: cytoplasm; actin cytoskeleton. NCBI's taxonomy places the organism in Eukaryota, Metazoa, Chordata, Lepidosauria, Squamata, Colubridae. Gene Ontology annotation, biological process: cell migration; actin filament bundle assembly; establishment or maintenance of cell polarity.
CGCGUCUCUCUCUCUCUCUCUCUGUCUCCCUCGCUCAGCUGCAGCCCGGCUUUGCGGAGCUCGGGGAGCCCGUCCGUCCGUCCGUCCGUCCGUCCGUCGAGCCGGUUCUUCCUCCGCAGCCCCAGCGGCAGCCUAACAAAGGAGCCGUCGGGGAGAGAAGGCAAGGAAGAAGGAAAGGAAAGAAAGAAAGAAAGAAGAAAGGAAAGAAAGAAAGGAAGGAAGGCAAGAAAGAAAGAAAGGAAAGAAAGAAAGGAAGGAAGGAAAGAAGAAAGAAAGAAAGAAGACAGGAAGAAAAGAAAGAAAGAAGAAAGGAAAGAAAGGAAGGAAAGAAAGGAAGAAAAGAAAGAAAGAAGAAAGGAAAGAAAGGAAGGAAAGAAAGAAAGAAAGAAGAAAGGAAGGAAGGAAAGAAAGAAGGAAGGAAGGAAAGAAAGGAAAGAAAGGAAGGAAGGAAGGAGAGAAAGGAAGAAAGGAAGAAAGGAAGGAAAGAAAGAAAGGAAGGAAAGAAGGAAGGGAGAGAAGGAAGGAAGGAAGGAAAGGAGAGAAGGAGCCCAGCCACCCAGCCAGCCGUCCACCUCCUCCGUCCACCCCUCGCCAUGACGGCCAACGGGAACCCGGCCUCGCCGCCGCCGCCGCCGUCGGACUCGCUGCCCAUCCAGUUCGGCCUGAUCAACUGCGGCAACCGCUACCUGACGGCGGAGGCCUUCGGCUUCAAGCUCAACGCUUCGGCCCCGAGCCUGAAGAAGAAGCAGAUCUGGACGCUGGAGCAGAACGGCGACGACUGCGGCGUGGUCUACCUGCGGAGCCACCUGGGCCGCUACCUGGCGGCCGACAAGGACGGCCAGGUGAGCUGCGAGAGCGAGGCGCCCUCGGCCGACUGCCGCUUCGUCAUCCUGGCCCACGACGACGGGCGCUGGUCGCUCCAAUCCGAGCCCCACCGCCGCUUCUUCGGCGGCACCGAGGACCGGCUCUCCUGCUUCGCCCAGGCCGUCUCGGGGGCCGAGAAGUGGCGGGUCCACCUGGCCCUCCACCCGCAGCUUCACCUCUUCAGCCUCAGCCGCAAGCGCUACGCCCAGCUGGGCGCCGGGGAGCUGGCCGUGGGCCGCGACGUGCCGUGGGGCGUGGACGCCCUGCUCACCCUCCUCUUCCACGAGGGCCGCUACCGGCUCCAGACCCGCGACCACCGCCUCCUCCGCCGCGACGGCCAGCUGGUGGAGCGGCCCGAGCCGGCCGCCGAGUUCACCCUCGAGUUCCGCGCGGGCAAAGUGGCCUUCCGCGACGGCCAGGGACGCUACCUGGCGCCCUCGGGGCCCAGCGGCACCCUCAAGGCCGGCAAAGCCACCAAGGUGGGCAAGGACGAGCUUUUCCUCCUCGAGCAGAGCUGCCCGCAGGUCGGCCUCCGCGCCGCCAACGACCGCAACGUCUCCACCCGGCAAGGGAUCGAUCUCUCGGCCAACCAAGAUGAAGAAGGUGACCAAGAAACCUUCCAGAUGGAAAUCAACAAAGAGACCAAGAAAUGCACCUUCCGGACUUGUACUGGGAAAUACUGGACUCUGACCUCCAACGGUGGGGUGCAGUCCACUGCCUCGACUAAGAAUGCCAACUGUUACUUCGACAUUGAGUGGUGUGACCGGCGUAUCACUCUGAAAGCUGCCAACGGCAAAUACGUCACUGCCAAGAAGAACGGGCAACUUGCUGCUACGGUCGAAACGGCCAGUGAGACAGAGCAGUUCCUCAUGAAGCUGAUUAACCGGCCCAUCAUUGUUUUCCGCGGAGAACAUGGCUUCAUCGGCUGUCGGAAGAUGACGGGCACCUUAGAUUGCAAUCGAUCUUCUUACGAUAUCUUUCAGCUGGAGUUUAACGACGGUGCCUACAAUAUCAAAGAUUCCACUGGGAAAUACUGGAUGGUGGGAAAUGAGGCGUCCAUCACCAGCAGCAGCGAUUCUCCCGUGGACUUCUUCUUCGAGUUCUGCGACUUUAACAAGGUGGCCAUCAAAGUCAACAACAAAUACCUGAAGGGCGACCACGCUGGGGUCCUCAAAGCCUCUGCCGACGCCAUUGAGCCCUCCACCCUCUGGGAGUAUUAAACGCACUUUAGUCUCCUUCCCUUCGCUCUACGCUUCCUCUCUUCCCCCACUUCCUUUUUUUUCCGGUUGCCAACUUCCUGCAGGAAUUUCCUUUUGGUAUGUUCUGGUGUGUCUUUCUCAAAAAGAGAGGGAUUCUAUCUUUUCAGACUGGCCUGCUGCCUUUGGUCUGCCAUAUUGUUGUCGUUGUUGUUUUAAGUUGGCUUUUUUCCCCGCUUUGUUAUGUGAGUUCAUUUAAAACUGGAAGAAAAAAAAAGAAAUUGUUUGUCUGCAGAAAAUGUCCUGCUCUCACCUUACGGACUUUUUGUAGGGGGUGGGGGUGGGAAGGAAGAAAGGAAAAAUUGGGUGGGGGAUGAACGAAUCUCUCCUUUGGCCUCUGCUGAAUUGAAAUCAAUUCAAUUCUGGAAUUGAAAAGGAAUCUAUAUCUCAAUCAUUGGAAUCGGAAAACGUGGCCCACUCUACCCCAAAUGUUAGGUCUCCUCUUGAGAAGGAGGGGGUCUUCAGGAAGAGCCAGUAUUGAGCUCAACAAGAGCCCAAUUUGGAAAACCUUGAGGGUUUUGUGUCUUCGAGGGCCCCACCUUCUGUCCCAGUGUUAGGUGGGCGUCCGUAACUCUUGUUCCAACUGGGCCUUCUGGUUUGAGUUGGGAUAUCUUCUGUAGUAGGACCCAAGAGUUCUCUUUCUUGGCUUUUUAAGUUACUCAUCCCCCAUUCUCUGGCGAAGAUAGAGAAGAAGUAGCUGAGCAUGUCUGGUCAUUCCAUGGGAUGAGAGAAGGAGGGGUAGGGGAAAGAGUCAAGAUGUGAAUCUAAAGUGAGCUACCAAAGCAGGACAGAAGGUCCGUCUUUACGCUCACUGACCAAACGAGCUGCUUUUUCUGAAUGGAAUCGUAACUGGACCCCCUCUGCGCGUUCAUCUCAUCCUCAAAAGGUCUGAGCUAAUUCCUUGUUUCUUCCACCCCUUGUGUGCCGCCCCCAAAAAUCAUCUCUAAACAUCUCCCCAAAACAUGCCGAGAAGCCAUUGAUGUUGCCUUAUGAUUCCUUUCCCUUUCUCCCCGAAAGGUGCAACCGUUGUCGAAUUUCCCUUUUUCUCCUCUUUUAUUACCUUUUCAUUAAUUUGGGGACUCUUUAGCAUUUCAUUAGAGCAGGUCAGGACUACCUUGAAGCUGUUGCUUACGGAUUGGAUGCAUCAGAUAAAAAGGCGUUGAGUUGCACAUUAAUAUGUCCGUGCGUCUUUUCCCCCCACCUCCCUUUUGCCUUGGCUGGGGAGAACCAUCUCGUCAUCUCCUUAUUUCUCUUCAAUGUUCAUCCAUGAUGGUGGGUGCGGUUUCCCCUGCCAGCAGCUGAUAAUAACUUGACUUGGAGAGAGCUCUCCAGUUGAACAGGAACUUAAGUCAUGAUACAGAUCAGUCCGCAGGAGAACUGAGACCUGUGGAUCUUCCUUAGUUUUCCUCCUAAGUACUUCCCACUGAAAUGUCUGUAGAUUUGAGGGGGAGGUAUGGAAGACGAGAUGGAGGGGAAGGUUAGAGGAGAAGGAGGUCAAGCAGAGGUAAAUCCAUGCUGCGUGUCCACAAACUCUUCAGGGGAAUCCUCCAUCGCCAAUUGUCUGUGUUCCUUAAACUAGCAUCAUUUGCACAAUACACGUCCCACUACAUCGUUCUACCUGUUGAUCUGAACUGGAAUUUGUUGUCUUCUCAUCUCGCUGCCCCUUCCCCCAAAGUUGUAAACUCUUGAGUCAAUGUGUCUGCAUCUUAGCAGCUUCCCAAAAUCUCAUCUCAUCUCUUCUCCCGACAAGCUAUGUGAGGGUCUCCUCAAGAAUGGGACCCAAGCAUCAUCUCGCGACCCACCAGGCCCGCUUCCGUGAUCCUGCACUUUGCCCCGCAGAACCCCAAAACAUGGAAAGUUGAACAGGAAAUGGUCUUCUCUUGACUCUUAGAUCAACCUGCCCUCCGAGCCAACCUAACUUUAGCCCCUCUGCUAGAUUCGUUGUUCGGCAUAGCCAACUUUAGUCUUUGCAAACUCUUGCUUAACUCUUUGGAAGUCCAAAAGAGUCUGUGCACGCAUAUUUUUGUGUGGAUUUAUUUGAGUAUUUUUUGGUGGUUGUCCGAUGUGAUGCCUUCUUGGGGUUUUAAUCUCUGCUUCCUUAGGCCAAGCAGACCCCAGAUUUACCCCAAAGUCCGCGGGGGACUUCGCUUGAAAUGGUGCUCUCUCUUUCUACCCAGAUCCAUGAAUUUGUAAAGAUCCAGAUUUGUAUUUCCGAAACGCGUUAACUUUACAGGGAGCCAGGGUUGGCCAAAUUUUCAAAGGGGUUGGUGGGUUUUUGAUUAACCGAGGGAGGAAAAAAAAAAAAAGAAAAAAAAAGCAGGGACACGUCCUAUGCCUUAAAAAAACGCAUCCACACUCUGCCAUCCAUAAGGUGACUUCAAUAGGAAUUGGUGCUCUUAAACUUUAUAGCAAUGGAAAUUAUUUUUGCCUUAUGAGUAAAAAGAGGGUUUGAGCUGGAGUUCGCCUGGGAAUCUUAACUGGACUGCGCUGAAGUUCUGGAAACAAUAUAUAUAUAUAUAAAAAUUCUUUAGCUUGUGAAAGAAACCACAAUUUGGGGAGCAGAGAUGACUACCCAGUUGGCCUCCAGAGUUUGUCCUGUGUCUCUUGCCCACCUGGUGGGACUUGGAUCAUGUACACCUCACUGCCUUUCCCCCCCACCCCUCUGUAACAGUUUUUAAGUCAAGAAUCCUUGCCUUCUAUUUCCUUGACUAUUGUGGCUAUGAAAAGCAUCUCAUAUCCUGAUAUGUUUAGUUAAUUUCUCUCCCCCCCCCUUUUCAAAACCACUUUUUGUAAGUGCCAUUUGUAUAAGAAGCAUCAAAUGGAGAAGAGAAUUGACAAAAUAAAAACCUGCAUACAGAUAUAAAACAAA